Molecule: messenger RNA, 1883 nt
Organism: Coniophora puteana RWD-64-598 SS2
Lineage: Eukaryota; Fungi; Basidiomycota; Agaricomycetes; Boletales; Coniophoraceae
Exons: 3
Coding region: 144-1571 (475 amino acids)
Source: RefSeq, a predicted model, not a curated record
CGUCGUACGCGAGCAGGAGCAGCCGAGACAGGGAUAGAGACAGGGAUAGAGACAGAGAUAGAGACAGAGAUAGAGAUAGAGAGCGGGAAAGGGACAGGGACACCAGAGAGCGCAAGCACCGCUCGCAGGACACCUACCCCAGCAUGCGCUCGCGCGACUACGCGUACAGGCCCAUGACGGUGCCUCCCCCCGGAGCCGAGGCGAAACCAGGGCCAGGGCGGGGAAUGUCCAUGCCCAUGCCUGUUCCUCAGCAAUACCAGCAACAGCAGCAGGCACCUCGACGCGCGCCAACGCUCGCUGCGGACGUGAUGUCCCCGACGUCGACGCACAUCUCGCAGUACGAUCUCGUAAGCGCGCCUGGGACUGGGUCGCAGGGGCGCAGACCGAGCGUGACGAUGCGGUCUGAUUGGGGACCUGAUCGCUCGCAUACGGCGAGUGUCUUGGAUAGCUUGAUGAGCUCGCGGGGUAAGACGCCGCGUAGCGAUCGCGAGCGGGAGAAGGAAAGGGAAAGGGAGAGCGAGCGGAUGCGGGAGUCGAGGCAGGCGGACUCGCUCGUGGAGAACUGGAGAGUGGAUCCGGAUGUGGUGUCGACUACGACGCCGGCGUCGUUAUAUCAACCAUCUCUUGCACAGUACUCGUCUGAAGCACCCCAUGUUCAGCAGUAUGCUUCGCAGCCUCACCAAGGCCAAGAACAAUCUUAUCCACCUGCACCUCGUGCGCAAGACACUCCAUACCAGCAACAGACAUACGCGUCAGCGAGCACUUCAAGUCGUCAGACUGCGCCCAUGCCCCCGUAUCCGUCAGGCCCCCCACGUCCACGGCAGGUCGUCAUGCCAGAGCCGCUGGCCAACCGAACUAUGAGCACGGACAACGUGCCCCCGUCGGCUCGGCCGCCACUCCCACCGAUAGCCAUCCCGCAGAAGAAGCGCUCGCCGCUUGACUACUUCAGAAAGAAGAGGCCACGCAUGCCGUCAAUGAACAGUGUCCCGAACAUCAUCGUCGAAUCUCCGUCCGAGUCAGCGUCAAGCAAUACAGGUGAAACACAGCAGCCCGAGCUGCUCACUCCCGAAUCCGCGCACAAUCAUGCACCACUGCCCUCCGUGGAGCGCCUCGAGACCGAACCCGCACAGACGCGCGAGCCAUCGCCCAACCCGUCGCCACUCUCGGGAGUCCCACAGCUUCCGUCAGGCUUUGACACAUUUGACCAGCGUCAACAACAACCUCCAUCGCAUGCGCAGGCUCAGAAGCAGCCGUACCCUCCCUCACGGACUCAAAUCCAGACGCAGCCUCAAUCCCAAUCUCAAGAUCCCAAUCAGACCCAGCUCAUGCGCCCUCCCACGCGCUCUAGCAGCCGUGCAUCCGGCAGACAGCAUCGGUCGUACGCGUACGAAAGCGCGCCUAUGCCGUCUGGCGUUAUGUACCCUGGGCCGCCGAGCCGUCAGAUGCCGACACAGAAGGGCGGUGGCAAGGGCGAUAAAGGCGGGCUAGCGGUUGACCCUCCCAGACACCCGACGCAGAGCGUAUCGCCUGCGCCGCUCAACCGCCCGAUUUCGUUGUUCAACGAGCCUUGAGUUCAGGGUUCCAUUCAUCUUUGUCUCAGAGCGUUUCUGGCUAAACGUCUCUCCAUCGACUUCGUUUCAUUCAUAUAUGCAUUUACUUUCCACCCUUCCUUUUCUCUAUGCAUUUAUUGUUCGAUAUGGCGCCGAGUAUGAUUUCAUGCUUCCAUGCUUUCAUCCCAUGUUUCUCCCCUCCAGCGGUCAAUUCAAAAGCAUUCAUUCCCCAGCGUCGGUUGUCCAGGUUUGUGGCUUCUCGCUCCCUCCAUCGCAUAUUUAUCACACAUCCUGUACGGUAUUCCAGUUUCGCACAAAGGACGCUGUUGAAAU